CGGCGGCCCGGAGAGGCCAUGGACGCGCUCAAGUCCGCCGGGCGGGCGCUGAUCCGGAGUCCCAGCCUCGCCAAGCAGAGCUGGGGGUGCGGCGGCGGCCGGCACCGGAGUGGCGUGCAGGGCUGGUUACCGUUCUUUCCGGGUGAUCCUGAGCCUGGCCCGGCUCACAGGAACAGCUUGACAGACUGCAGGAGAGAGUCACAGGCACAGCUGUGAAAGUCAGGGCUCAGCACUGUGGAUUCCGAGUCAUGCCUGGACGCCCCUGAGCAUCUUCCGCUGCCCAAAGGGAGUCCUGAUACAUCCUUGACUCUUCUCUAAAGUACUGCACAUGGCUGUGUACACCCUCGCAUUUGACCCUUGGUAAUGACCCAGCCAGUCCAUCCUAAAGGAGAGCUGCCUGAAAACUGGACAGACACCCGGGAGACACUGCUCGAGGGUAUGCUCUUCAGUCUCAAGUACCUGGGCAUGACGCUGGUGGAGCAGCCCAAGGGUGAGGAGCUGUCAGCUGCUGCCGUCAAGAGGAUCGUAGCCACGGCCAAGGCCAGUGGGAAGAAGCUGCAGAAGGUGACUCUCAAGGUGUCGCCCCGAGGGAUCAUCCUGACAGACAACAUCACCAACCAGCUUAUUGAGAACGUGUCCAUUUACAGAAUCUCCUACUGCACGGCAGACAAGAUGCACGACAAGGUGUUUGCGUACAUCGCGCAGAGCCAGCACAACGAGAAUCUUGAGUGCCACGCCUUCCUCUGCACCAAGCGGAAGAUGGCCCAGGCUGUCACCCUCACAGUAGCCCAAGCCUUCAAAGUCGCCUUUGAGUUUUGGCAGGUAUCCAAGGAAGAGAAGGAGAAGAGAGAGAAAGCCAACCAAGAGGGAGCGGACGUCCUGGGCGGGGCCCGCCAAGACAGCGCCCCUUCGUUGAGGAGCCUGGUUGUCACUGGGAACCUGCUAGACUUGGAAGAGACGGCCAAGGCCCCACUGUCCACGGUCAGCGCCAACACCACCAACACGGAUGAGCCACCGCGGCCUCAAGCCCUGAACAGCAGCAGUGUUGUCUGGGAGCUGGAUGACGGCCUGGAUGAAGCAUUUUCAAGGCUGGCCCAGUCUCGGACGAACCCUCAGGUCCUGGACACUGGGCUGACGGCACAGGACAUUCAUUACGCCCAGUGCCUCUCGCCUGUCGACUGGGACAAGCCUGACAGUGGUGGCGCCAAGUCAGAUGACCUCUUCAACUUCUGAGGCCUGGGGCUGGCAGGACACGUGACAAACCAAAGCUCCCCAUGUUUGGGACAGGGGCCAGCUCCUGGACACCCGCCCCCGGCCACCCUCCUCCAGUCGGCAGCGCUGUCAGCCUGAAGAUCAAAGCUGCAGCCAGUCAAGCAGAGGGAAGGAGAGAUUUUUAAAUUUUUUUUUUUAAACCCCGUUCUUUCUCUAAGAACUGAAAGAUGCCUUGAAUAUUUAUUCAGUGACUCCUGGUUCCAGAAGCCGGUUUGGCAUCAGGCACGAACGCAGUGUGAUAACCAGCAUCCUGCCCUCUCUUGCGUGAGCGCUGCUCGCUGUGGGUGUCAGGAUGGUGACCAAAGCAUUUCUCGUCCCUUCUUUCUGAGGGCCCAGAUUUCCCUGGGGGCGCCCCUGCUCCUUACUGAGAGGAGUUGGGUUCUUCGUUUCUGCCACCCUUUGAGCACAGGAGGGCCCCGCCGCCCUGGGAGAAGACACUUCGUCCUGCUCACCUUCCCGGCAGGCCCCAGCAGGCUGGGGCUUGAGCUCCUGGCCCCAGGGGGGCUCAAAGAGACAGGGACAGCCCCUGACCAAAGACAGCAUGUGGCAGGCACUUUAGAGCACUCACCGCAGAUGCGGGCUCCCGCUCCGCGAUGGUGCUGCGUUGUGUAGAGCUUUCUUUCUGCCCUUCUUCCGAGAGAAGGGGCCCAAAGUCCCCGUGGAGGGUCCCCACCAGUGCUGAGAACCAGUGUAACUGGCUGCCCGCGGACUCCUAGAGUCUGUUGUUGGGUCUGAGCCCCGCCUCCCCAUACUUCCUGAGAUGACAAGCGAAACCUAACACCUAGAUUUGUUCUGCGACUCCUUGGUCGUAAGUUUCAGAUGAGGAGACUUGAGACCACACGUGUGGAAGAAGUCAGAGUCGAGAGUAGAACCCGGAUCUGGUGCCAAAGCUGCCUUCUCACCCGCACCUCUCACAACUCACACCUCCUUUUUUUUUUUCCUUAGCUUUGUUGUCCUCCCAGCAACCAAAAAGCCCCAGCUAUUUUCUGACCAAAAUAUGUUUCAUAACAAACCAUCUGGUGCCUUUACACGCAGAACUGGCAUGAGCCUGCGUGCCCUGCUAAACUGUCUUGCUGUUGAUUUCCGUGAAAAUGGAAGUGUUUGAAGUCUGCUAAUUCAGAGGGUGAAACAAAACCAAACUUCGUAAGCAUCACGCGGUUCCUUCCUGACGUUCCAACCCCAGGUCGGUGCCAGCAGCAGCCUAUCUUCAGAAUCUACCCCCUCCCCUCUCGCACAGGCUCCCAGCAAAGCCACCAGCACACCCUCCAUCCUCAGGUGCCUCCCAGGCCUGGCUUUACCAAGCUGAAGUGCCUGGUGGUAGUCAGAGCAAGUUUCACCAGCCUAGGAAACACCAUUUUUUUUAGAUUUUGCAUAUCUGACUAAGCACUGGAAUCAGAGAACAGACAGAAAUGCCCGGGUGAGACAUGGGGUGGGAUUGUCUUUAUCAGAAUGUGGCCCUGGCCCAGCUUCCACUCCCCAGCCCAGACCUCCUUGGUGUCAGCCCCUGUGUCUGUCAUGAGGCGGCAGGGAUCGGGCCUGACACAGGCCGCCCCUUGGCACGAGGGUCCAGAAGCUGGAGAAAGGCCGUGCUGUUUGUGUGACCCGCAGCGGGGCCUCGAGCUGGUCUCCGGCUGGCAGCGGUCAGCGUGCCCCCCGUGUGUCUGCAGAGUUUGUGCUUUCCUUGGUGUUGCUGUAAAGGAAUUCUAAAGAGGAAAAAAGAAAUAAGUAAUAAAUGUUCUCUUUUUGAAGGACCGAG
Molecule: messenger RNA, 3028 nt
Organism: Cervus elaphus (red deer)
Lineage: Eukaryota; Metazoa; Chordata; Mammalia; Artiodactyla; Cervidae
Gene: LDLRAP1
Product: low density lipoprotein receptor adaptor protein 1
Exons: 10
Coding region: 364-1233 (289 amino acids)
Cellular component (GO): early endosome
Source: RefSeq, a predicted model, not a curated record